AUGGCCUUCACACUUAGGGAAUUCAGAAAAGUGGCCAAUGACCGCAGCUUUAAGGAAGAGCACAAUCUCCGACGCCGUUUCCUUAAAUAUUCCCUGGAUCACGACUCCUGCAAUAUGAUCUUCUAUGGACCUGCAGUUCCACCCAAGACUGGCUUGAUUGCCUUCUCACCAUCUGCUUGGCGUGACUCUGGUCCAAUUGGUGACGUUUUUCGUGUAACUGGCACAGGCAGUAUUUUAGAGACAUCUGCGCAUUGUGAUGUGGUAAAGAAACUGAAGCUGGUGGGGGAACCUUAUCGUGUAUUUAGAAAAACGGUAUUCAUCCGUGGCAUGUUCACAAGCGCUCUUGAGGUCAGCCGUAUGAUCGGGGCGAAAAUUGAGACCGUCUCUAAAAUCCGAGGUAUCAUUAAGGCGGCUCUGGUGAAUUCGGCGGAUGGCGCAAAGCCAGGAGACUUUCGUGCCACCUUUGAGGCCCCCAUUUGUAAGGCGGACCUCGUCUUCCUUCGUUCCUUUGUGAUGGUCGAAUUACCUCCCUAUUAUAAUCCAAUAUCCAAUCUUCUUUUUCCUAAGGAUUCAGAAGCCAUCACUUGUCAUCCUAACAAGCCUGAAACGAGUGAUAACCAAACAAAUGAAAGUACUCAGAAAGGUUGGAGAAUGAUGCGUACUUUAGGUGAAAUGCGGCGAUCUAUGGACCUUAAAAAACCAGUGAAAAAAGAUUCGUUUUAUACGCCCAUUGAACGACAACCCUACAUCUCGGCCCCUCUUCGCUUCUCGACUUCUUUCGUGAGCUCAUUGCCUUUUAAAGAAAAACCACGGGCGCCGCGCUCGGCUGGCCGCGUUGAUCCCAUUGCUCGUUUGCGGGCGCCGCUUCUGGUACCGCCCUCUGUAGAUCGUAGUGCUAGUGUAAAACAUCGUCGCCAACAGCGCUCUGCUUCAGAUUAUGUACAGCACCCGAGUGAUGAUCAAGAGUCGAAACUUGUCAGUUCGAGAACAGCUCUUUCUAGGUUGCGUGCUCUUCACGCUUCCUGGCUAGCGAAAAAGCGCAGAGACACAACGGUCCGGGUCUCCCGGUUUAAGGCCAAGUUGGAUGCUGAUGCCCAUUCACGUGAGCAGGCGGCCAAGGCCAAACGAAAGGCCUUCUUCGCUUCUGGCCGCGGUAAAGGCAAAAGAAAGUCAUGA
Molecule: messenger RNA, 1176 nt
Organism: Protopolystoma xenopodis
Lineage: Eukaryota; Metazoa; Platyhelminthes; Monogenea; Polystomatidea; Polystomatidae
Source: the annotation of a GenBank genome assembly